Messenger RNA from Penaeus indicus, 3223 nucleotides. RefSeq names its product alpha-2-macroglobulin-like. Gene Ontology annotation, molecular function: endopeptidase inhibitor activity. The record is from RefSeq and is a predicted model, not a curated record. Gene Ontology annotation, cellular component: extracellular region. Lineage: Eukaryota; Metazoa; Arthropoda; Malacostraca; Decapoda; Penaeidae.
AUGAUAGUUGCCACGUGGCGCCCCACGCUAAGCGUACUCAAGCGGCAUGCCCCAGCUGAGGGGCGGUCCUCGCCCGCAAGCCAACGUCUCGGAUACUUAGGCCUGCGUGUGACCCCUAUCAUUAGAGUUCUGAUAUCAAGUGAACUUCGAGCUCAUGUGUUUAAGAGCUGGCAGUAUUACCCCUGGGGUAAUACUGGAAUGAACGUACCAUGGCAAAAAUCAGGAUUGCAUGUCUUGACAGACUUGAUUACAGAGACGCGACCCUGUGAACUGCUGAAACCUGAUAUAUAUAAACCUGAAGAAAUAAUAAGUGUUAGGGGUACUGAUGAUGGGUUAAGGACCACUUCAGUCUCCAACUCUGAGAAAGUUCAAGGCCAGAGAACUUAUUUUCCUGAGACUUGGCUGUGGAAGAUUAAUAUGCUCAACUCCUCUGGUGUGCUGAGUGAGCAGUACACCCUCCCUGAUACUAUAACUGAGUGGGUUGGUAAAGCUGUGUGUGUAAAUCCAGAAAAGGGUCUCGGCAUAUCACCCAGGGCAACAAUAACCACUUUCACACCUUUCUUUUUGGAUUUGACUCUUCCUCCAACAAUCAAGAGAGGGGAAAUUCUACCAGUGAAGAUCUCAGUCUUUAAUUAUCUUGAACAAGCAUUGCCGGUCAAAGUUGUAUUGGAAAUAAGCCUUGAUUAUGAAAUUAUUGAGGAACCUGAAAGCCAGUUGCCACUUGGUCACAAAAUAGCCUGCAUCCCACCACAAGACAAGGUUGUUCACAUUGUGAAAAUUCGCUCUCGGGUCUUGGGAGAUGUAAACAUCACUGUGGAUGCCUUUGUGGAUGAGCUGUAUCCUGAAGUAUGUGGACCAGAAUAUGUGAUCAGUAAAAGGGAUAUUCUAAUGAAACCAAUCAAAGUGGAGGCUGAAGGAUUCCCAAGAGAAAAAGCAUGGACCAAAUACAUUUGUUCCAGUGAUAUUAAUGAAAAUGCAGACUUUUUAGAGAUUUGGAAGGUAGAACCACCACCACUCAUUGUAGAAGACUCAGCCAGGGGUUGGGUGACUGCAGGUGGUGACCUUCUGGGACCUACACUUGAGAAUCUUGGCUCCCUUGUAAAAAUGCCAUAUGGGUGUGGGGAACAGAAUAUGUUGAAUUUUGCACCAAAUAUUUUCAUCCUUCAAUAUCUGGAUGCUUCAAAUCAAACAACACCAGCAAUUGCAAAGAAAGCUAUUGACUACAUGCAAAAAGGUUAUGAACAGGAGCUGCACUAUCAACAUUUUGAUGGAUCCUUCAGUGCCUUUGGAUUCUCUGAUGCAUCAGGCUCAACAUGGCUCACUGCUUUUGUCCUCAAGUCCUUUGCACAAGCUCGCCAAUAUAUUCAGAUUGAUGCAUAUGAAGUGGACAUGAGCCUUGAUUGGCUGAAAUUGCGUCAGAUGGAGAAUGGAUGUUUCCAAUCUGUGGGGAAAGUCUUCCACAAAGGCAUGAAGGGUGGUAUUGAUGGAAGUGGUUCUCCAGUACCAUUAACAGCCUAUGUGUUGAUUUCCCUCCUUGAAGCGGGUGAAGUGACAAGCAGUCGUGCAGUCAUGAAAGCAACCUUCUGUUUAGAUGCUGAUACAUCCAAGGAUCCCUACACUUUAGCUUUGAAAGCCUAUUCGCUUUCUCUCGCUGAUUCCCCUAAGGCAGAACAAGCAGUGCAGAACCUUAUUAAUAUAGCAGAAGAGACCACCAAUUUAAUGCACUGGGAGCUUCCAGCUGGUUCAGGAAAGAGUCAAGCUGUUGCUGUAGAGACAGCUGGUUAUGCAGUUCUUUCAAUGAUGACCUUAGAUGCAACCAAAUUUGAGCUUCAAGCCAGAAAAAUAGUGAAAUGGAUAUCUUCACAGAGAAAUGGCCAAGGAGGAUUCAUAUCAACUCAGGAUACUGUUGUUGCACUCCAAGCUCUGGCGAGUUUCGAGGCUCACCAAAAGAAAGAGGCUGUCAACCUGGUCAUCACUGUGGAAGGUGAAGCACUUGAGCAUGCAUUCUUUGUAGACGAAUCCAAUAAACUUCUUCAACAGCAAGUGAAUCUGCCAUCACUACCUUCCAAUGUCAUUCUGGACAUGGAGGGAGAAGGAUGUGCCCUUGUUCAGACUGUCCUGAGAUAUAAUGUUCCUGAUGCUACAGCAAGUGAUGCCUUUUCCUUGUCAGUCACCACUGAAGCAAUCGCAGAUAGGAAAUGCAUUACAAAGAAGAUUAAGGCUUGUGCUUCCUACUUAUUAUCUGAUCAGAAAUCCAACAUGGCUGUUAUGGAAUUUAACUUAAUUUCUGGAUACAUACCACAUAAAGCGGACCUUAAACAAGUUGUUGGUUAUGGAACUGGCAUAAUCAAACACUAUGAAGUUGAUGGCAGCAAAGUUAUGUUCUACAUUGAUGAAUUUUCACCUGAAGACCUUUGUGUGGAGUUCCGAGUAAUUCGGGAAAUUGAUGUUGAAGAUGCCAAGCCUGGGACUAUUAAGGUGUAUGACUAUUAUCAGCCCGAGUUCUCCAUAAGUAAGAGUUAUGUUCUACCACCUCCAGAUGAAUGCAGAAUCAGUUUGGUUCCCAUUGAAGCUAUUGCCAUUGAAGGAGAUAUCAUUGUAGAGCCAGAAAAUGGAACGACCACUCCCUCAUCGGCUGUUGGAGAUUUUGUUGCCUUAUUAAAUGAAAUGCCUUGAGGAUAAAAGAAAAAUAAGUAUAUCUAAUAGUGGCAUGCUUAUUGUAGAUCAUGUUAACUUGUUGCUAUAGUGUAGUGUUCAUAUUCACCUGUCAAGCAAAAAUUAUAUAUAUAUAUAUAUAUAUAUAUAUAUAUAUAUAUAUAUAUAUAUAUAUAUAUAUAUAUAUAUAUAUAUUGUUUUUGGUUAGGAAACAGAAAUGGAAUGGGUUAUAUGUGGAUUUAAAAAAAAAUCCUUGCUUUGGAAGAAUGAUAACGAAGCCUGUUCUUCAAAGGUAUCAGUAAUUUUAAGGUUAUUUUUAUAGUUUUUAUUUUGUUAAAGAAUGAGGUAAACCUUAGAUACCAUAAUAUUCAGUGGUUUGAAGUGUAUGAAGGUAUACAAAUGGAUUUAAUUUUUUUAAAAGAAAAUCUGUCACAUUUUGUAUUUUCUGCAUAAACAUUGUAAAGUUGAACAUGGAACGAUUUUGUAAUAUCCCAUGGAAUGUAUCAUAAUAUUUUGGGAAGAUAUUUUACGAUGAAAUGAAAUUUGAAUUGGAUUUUAGUAUACACAA